CGAAAGGGACGCAUUCUCCACAAACACGAAGAACAAGAACAUCUUUAGCCUAUCAACAAAUAGAAGACUCAAGAUGGGAUCACUUAAUAGUAAAUCUGAUAACUUAGCCUCCACACCAAUGAAAGGUGCUGUUGGGGGAAUGAGACAUUUGGAUGUUGACCCCAGAUCACCUGGUUUAGAUAGAACACCAAUUGUUGUUGAUAAAACUCCUGAUUUAAAUCUUGGGAUUGGUAUAUUAGACCCACGAUCACCCACUGCUGGUAUUGUUAGAACACCUAUAGUCAAUGUCUUAAAUGAUAAAGGAGAAGGUGGAGAAGAUAGUUUGUUGAUAAAUAAUAGUCAUGUUGGUAAUAAGAUGAAUUUUGAGGGUUCAGAUGAGAGUGGACGUGUUAGUGAUCUCAGUGGAUCAACAGAACUAAACUCACUAUCAUUAUCAGAUGUUGAUGAAUGCUCAAAUUUACUAAGUGUCAAAGAUGAAAACUCCAAAAAGUCAAAGACAAAAAAUCAAGCAAAACCCAAACAGUUAUUCCCAGCUAUGAAGAGAACAGUUCUUAUGAAAAACGAUAUCCCAAGAUCACCCCUGGCCAAUGUACCACUUGACUCUAAUUCACCCCGAAACAUUGUACAACGUAAACACAUAAAAAAAAUAGACACUGCCAGAUCUUGUAGAUUAGAUUCCAACUUUUGUCCAUUAGCAGACAAGGAAAACAUGUAGACAGCAAUUAUGACUUAAGCUAGUGGACAUUUGAGUGAAAAAAAAAAUACCAGAAUCCAUUUUUCAGUUUAUUUUAUUAUUUUGAUUUUGGUGCCUUUUUGAACUAAACAGACAUUUCCUGUGGUCUGUUUUUCAAAUUCUAGUGACAGUAUGUGUGAAAGAUAAUUUAUGUUGAAAUAAUAUUACUAUGAUUUUGAUUGAAAGUUUAGAAAGAAUGAUUAUAACACAUGAUUUUUUGUGGAGUGUUUUCUGUUUAUAUUUUUAAAAUCAUUUCAAAUAUGAAAUUUAGUGGAAUAUUGGUCAGACGUGUCAAUACAGAAUAUCAUAUUGUUUGUUACAAAUCAAUUUUCCAUUGCUUAUUGUGUUUCUGUCAGAGAUAUAUAGUUAUACCAUUUCUAGACUUAUUAGCUGUCCUUUCAUACCAGUACUGCUUAUACAGUAUUUGGAGUAAAUAUUAAAUCUAUGUCUCUAUGUCUUAUUUCUCCUGUCUGUAUGAAACCUCUUUCUCUCUCUCUAUAGUGCUAGUAUUUGUGUAAUCCAUUGUAAAUAUAGUAAUGGUAUAAUAUAUUUGGUACAAUUUCAAAUAUCUAUAUUUAAGUGCAAUAAAUAGAUGAGUGCAUUUCCAAAGUUUUGUUUUGUCUGUAAAGCAUGCAUUUAGUACUCUUUCAAAUAUGUGAGUCUUUUCACCUGUAAUCUAUAAAAAAAAAAAUCUCAAAUUGUCUA
This is a messenger RNA of Lottia gigantea (owl limpet), 1438 nucleotides long. RefSeq lists its product as hypothetical. The coding region runs from base 74 to 715 and encodes 213 amino acids. The transcript has 4 exons. NCBI's taxonomy places the organism in Eukaryota, Metazoa, Mollusca, Gastropoda, Lottiidae. The record is from RefSeq and is a predicted model, not a curated record.